This is a messenger RNA of Mustela erminea (ermine), 4147 nucleotides long. It is a transcript of the gene SLC13A4, whose product is annotated as solute carrier family 13 member 4. The coding region runs from base 787 to 2667 and encodes 626 amino acids. The transcript has 16 exons. Gene Ontology annotation, cellular component: membrane. The record is from RefSeq and is a predicted model, not a curated record. Gene Ontology annotation, molecular function: transmembrane transporter activity. Gene Ontology annotation, biological process: monoatomic anion transmembrane transport. NCBI's taxonomy places the organism in Eukaryota, Metazoa, Chordata, Mammalia, Carnivora, Mustelidae.
GGCCUGGGCGGGGCCACUGCCUGGGUCGGCUCCCCGUAGGUGAGGGAAAGUUAAGGUGAGCCUCCAGCAGGAUUUUCGUCCGGUGACAGCAAGGAAAGUCUCGGAGAAUUUUUUUUUUCUUUUUUUCCCUGCUUUGGAGGCCCAGGUUCAAGGCAAAUUAUAAGUGGGGAACCAAUUUGAAGGAGAGAAAUUGGAACCGAGUUCAGGUGGCAGGUCCUGGGAGAGAAGACCAGCCCUGUCCGAAGUCUGCACCGGCCGCUGACCAACUUGGGGGCCUGGGUUAAGGGAAGAGGGGUUCGGCCAGCACAGGUGGAAGAGAAACUGAUACUGCCCCAAAGAGGCCAACUGAUGGAGGGCACCAGUCCAUGCGCUCGGUAUCUUUAAUCGGUUAAAGCCUUUACAUGAUUUCUUCAAGGCUAACCGGCCGCAGCAGAGCUGUGCCUUUGAUUGGCUAGGGGGCUUUCUGCGAGCCCUAGAAUGACGUUUCUCUACUACUGAGCAAGGGACGGGGGCCCCCACUAUGCCUCGGUUCAGCCUCCUCUCCUGGUCCCUUUCUGCUGGGCGUGAAACGAUGCUCACCAAUCCCACCUAAAGCAGGAGGCAAGGAGCCCAGCCUUUUUGUGCACACAGGAGCCGUCACUGGCCUCCUUUUCUGCCCCCAAGACAAGAGAGGACUCUUGGAAGCCGAGUAGGGUUUCAGAAGUCUUUCUGGACUGAGCCCAGCGUGGUGAGAGGCGAAGGGCCCCGGCGGCCGGCGGGAGGCGGGAGGGGGCGCCCAGGGCCACCAUGGGCCUGCUCAAGGGCCUCCUCGGGGCGCGAAAGCUGCUGCUCGUCAUCUUCGUGCCGCUCCUGCUGCUGCCCCUGCCCAUGCUUCACCCCAGCAGCGAGGCUUCGUGUGCUUACGUGUUGAUCGUGACCGCUGUGUACUGGGUGUCUGAGGCCGUGCCUCUCGGAGCUGCAGCGCUGGUGCCUGCCUUCCUGUACCCGUUCUUCGGAGUCCUCCGGUCCAGCGAGGUGGCCGCGGAGUACUUCAAGAACACCACGCUGCUGCUGGUGGGCGUCAUCUGCGUGGCGGCUGCCGUGGAGAAGUGGAACCUGCACAAGCGCAUUGCUCUGCGCAUGGUCAUGAUGGCCGGAGCCAAGCCGGGCAUGCUGCUGCUCUGCUUCAUGUGCUGCACCACGCUGCUGUCCAUGUGGCUCUCCAACACGUCUACCACCGCCAUGGUGAUGCCCAUCGUGGAGGCCGUGCUGCAGGAGCUGGUCAGUGCCGAGGAGGAGCAGCUCGUGGCUGGCAGCUCCAGCACCGAAGAGGCCGAGCCCAUCAGUCUUGAGGCAAACAACAGCCCGCCCUCUCUGGAACUCAUCUUUGUCAAUGAAGACACAUCGACUGUAGACAUCACCUCGCUGAUGCACAGCAAGAACGUGAAUGGUGUGCCCACGAUCACUAGCCCGGGCAAAACAGCAAAUCCCCAGGGCAAGAAGCAGCGCCGGUCCCAGGAAAAGCCACUCGUCCUGCUCCCCGGCUCCAGGAACCAGGAGCUCAACAGAAGGUACAAGUCCCAGCAUGACCAGAUGAUCUGCAAGUGCCUCUCGCUGAGCAUAUCUUACGCUGCUACCAUUGGGGGCCUGACCACCAUCAUCGGCACGUCCACCAGCCUGAUUUUCUUGGAACACUUCAACAACCAGUACCCAGCUGCGGAGGUGGUCAACUUCGGCACCUGGUUCCUCUUCAGCUUCCCCAUCUCCCUCAUCAUGCUGGUGGUCAGCUGGUUCUGGAUGCACUGGCUGUUCCUCGGCUGCAAUUUUAGAGAGACCUGCUCUCUGAGCAAGAAGAAGAAGACCAAAAGGGAAGAGGUGUCAGAGAAGAGAAUCCAAGAGGAAUAUGAAAAGCUGGGAGCCAUUAGCUACCCUGAAAUGGUAACUGGAUUUUUCUUCAUCCUGAUGACCGUGCUGUGGUUUACCCGCGAGCCUGGCUUUGUUCCUGGCUGGGAUUCUUUCUUUGAAAAGAAGGGCUACCGCACCGACGCCACCGUCUCUGUUUUCCUCGGCUUCCUGCUCUUCCUGAUCCCAGCAAAGAAGCCCUGCUUUGGAAAGAAGACUGACGGAAAGAACGAAGAGCCCUCACUGGGGACAGAGCCCAUCAUCACCUGGAAGGACUUCCAGAAGACCAUGCCCUGGGAGAUUGUCAUUCUGGUGGGAGGAGGCUACGCUCUGGCUUCUGGCAGCAAGAGCUCUGGCCUCUCCACGUGGAUUGGGCACCAGAUGUUGUCUCUGAGUGGCCUCCCACCGUGGGCUGUCACCCUGUUGGCAUGCAUCCUGGUGUCCAUUGUCACAGAGUUCGUGAGCAACCCAGCCACCAUCACCAUCUUCCUGCCCAUCCUGUGCAGCCUGUCUGAAACGCUGCACAUUAAUCCACUCUACACUCUGAUCCCAGUCACCAUGUGCAUCUCCUUUGCAGUGAUGCUGCCUGUGGGCAAUCCCCCCAAUGCCAUCGUCUUCAGCUAUGGGCACUGCCAGAUCAAAGAUAUGGUGAAAGCUGGCCUGGGGGUCAAUGUCAUUGGCCUGGUGAUCGUCAUGGUGGCCAUCAACACAUGGGGAGUUAGCCUCUUCCACUUGGACACUUUUCCUGCCUGGGCGAAGGUCAGUAACAUCACUGAUCAGGCCUAACACAGGUGGGCAAACGGUCCAACUGAAGGAGCUGCCAGCACCUACCAGAAUCUGACCAAGAGGCCAAGAAAGCCACCAGGAGCACACAAACGACACCAGAGGAUUCUGCCAUCUGCCACCUCAAGUGAAGUGCAGCAAGCCUCCGACAACCGAAACACAUGCCUGGAUGUUAGUGCCUUCUGCUCUGCCCUCCUUCCUUAGCACCCUAGUUCAGGAAAACCUGUGGUCUUGCUCACUUCCUGUAUCUUGAGCUCUCCAAUUCCUUCUAAAGACCAGAAGAGAAGAAAACCUUAGUUACCCCUCAGAGGCUAAGCCUCACAAACUAGCCUCACUAGGUUUAUUCUUAAUAUCUUAAUCCCUUUUUAGGAAUUGAGGGGAAAUCCAAAUCAUCCUCCCUACGCACUAAUAAUGAAACCAGUUACAUCUCCUCUUUUGGAGGACAAUCUCCCCCCAGAAUUUUCCCUUCAGUGUUUCUAUCCUAAGCUCUCACCACAAAAAGGCAAUCUUGGUAAGUCCUCUUUGUGGCAUUCAGUACUCUUUUAACAUUACUUAAGCAUCUCCCUUCGAUGGCUUCUCUCUACCUUUGGCACCAAAUUCCCAUAAAGAAAUAGUGUCCUCCUUUAGAAAGGGGUGAGCAGGGUUCUCUUGGUCAAAGGGGAAGAAGGCACACUGAUAUUAGUACAGUUAUCCCCCACUUUUCAAAAGUUCCAGUUGUACCACUUCACUUUCACAAAAGACUUACAUUAGUACCUGUUUUCACUAACUGGAAGAAAUCUGAAGAGGAUUUUUGGGUUUAUGAGAAAUGUCCAAGUAGCGUUCAGCACUGGUUUUGCAGUGAGCCCUCAGAGGAGCAGUGCACAACCUGAGCGGCUGGAGUGGGGCCACCGUGCUCCCUCCUGGGAACCUACACCCAGCAUCUCAGCAUUCAGCUGCCAAAGCUGUGAAUAUCUGUGCUUUAUUUUGUGCAGCCACUAGAAAGUGUCCAAAGGUAUUAGAGGAACCUAAGAGAGGUGUUUUUUUUUUGGGUCUGUGAAUGCUCAAAUAUUUUUCUACAUAAAUGAAUGGUAACUGCUUCUUUGAUCAAUGUCAUUUCAGCUUACAAAAGGUUUCAUAGGAAUGCUCUACUUCUGGAUAGCAGGAGAUACUUGUCUCUCUCAUCACUUACCACUAAUCCUCAAUACCACUGCAUUGGGUCAGUUGGGAGGGAGUAAAAACUCACAGCUGUCUUACUAAUGAGGCCAAAACUAUCAUUAAGACCACAGUACUAUUAAUGACUGACUAGCUUUCUUCUGGAUAUAAGGAGUUUGUUCCUGAGAAGACAAGUACAGAAAGUUCCAAACCCAUCUGUCACUUUCUACAAGUUAAUGAGCCCCUUGAGGAGAGAGAAGAUGUCUUAUGUUCCUUAAAGUCUCCAGCAACUUAUACAAUAUAGUGAACUAACUACUCAAUAAAUGCUGCCCAUGAGAAAUCACUCUGGAAA